AUGCGAGGAGGAGGAGCUUUUGCUGGAGUUGCGCUCGCGACAAUAUGUGGUGUAGCUACUGGUCGGUUCAAACUCCAUCUCUCCAGCACAUUCUUCACUGACUUCCGCUCAGCAUACACCACCUUGCAGCCAGCGUUCCAGCAGCAGAAGGAAGAAAGAGAAGGGACUUUUAGCGAGAAGCAUAGAAGACCAGCGGACCAGGAGAACGCGAUCAGUCGAGCCAUCGCGAGCGACUUCAAGGAAGCGAAAGCGGAAGUAGAGAAGUCCUACGGCGGCACACGUGGCAAUGGCGGUGUUGCCUGGGGCAUCCGGCAAGCGCUAUUCGGAAAAGAGCCCGACGGACGCACGCAGAAAGACCAAACGCCACAAGAGAACACAACAGAGAACGCGGCGAAGGAACCUGGAGACAAAUCAUGA
Molecule: messenger RNA, 417 nt
Organism: Lecanosticta acicola
Lineage: Eukaryota; Fungi; Ascomycota; Dothideomycetes; Mycosphaerellales; Mycosphaerellaceae
Source: the annotation of a GenBank genome assembly